AUUCUUCUUCUCUCCGCACAAAAAUAUUUAGAGCAAUCUCUCUCUCUCUCUCUCUCUCUCUCUCUAUCUCGUUAAUUAGGGUUUCGAUCUCAUGGCCGGCGCCGGAAUCCACCCUUACCACCAGCAAUGGCCAGCGGCAGGGGCACCGCCUCCUCCCGCCGCAGUUUCCACAGCUGCUCCACCACAUCCCCCGCCCGUUCAUCACCAUCAUCCUCCUCCUCCUGUUUUAGUUGACAACCAUAAUCGUCCUCCUUAUGACGAGCUUCGGACAAUCUUCAUCGCAGGGCUUCCUGAUGAUGUAAAAGAGAGAGAGCUUCUCAAUCUCUUAAGAUGGUUGCCUGGUUACGAGGCUUCUCAGGUGAAUUUCAAGGGAGAAAAGCCUAUGGGUUUUGCUCUUUUCUCCACUGCUCAGUUUGCAAUGGCAGCCAAAGAUACCCUUCAGCAUAUGGUGUUUGAUGCUGACUCGAAGUCUGUGAUACAUACAGAGAUGGCCAAGAAGAAUCUCUUUGUUAAAAGAGGAAUUGUUGGGGAGUCAAAUGCUUAUGAUCAAAGUAAGCGCCUACGAACUGGAGGUGACUGCACACAUUCUGUGUAUAGUCCAUCUCCUUUCCACCCUCCACCUCCUCCAGUGUGGGGACCUCCUCAUGGGUAUAUGGCACCUCCACCUCCACCAUAUGAUCCUUAUGCAGGUUAUCAUGCUCCCCCUGUACCAAUGCCUGCGCCCGCACCUAUAGCAGCUCCUAGUUCAUAUGUGCCUGUCCAGAAUAUUAAGGAUAAUCCACCUUGCAAUACCCUAUUUAUUGGUAAUCUUGGGGAGAAUAUUAACGAAGAAGAAUUGAGAAGCCUCUUGAGCGCGCAACCUGGUUUCAAACAAAUGAAGAUUCUGAGACAAGAAAGGCAUACAGUUUGCUUUAUUGAAUUCGAGGAUGUCAAUAGUGCCACAAAUGUUCACCAUAAUUUGCAAGGUGCUGUCAUUCCAAGUUCUGGUUCAGUUGGCAUGAGGAUCCAAUAUUCAAAGAAUCCAUAUGGGAAGAGAAAGGAAGGUGGCGGCUAUUCUUUCUAUCCUUCUCCGAAUGCAAAUGGAGCCCAAGGAGCUCUGACAUAUCAGUAGGCCUUGAAGGGGGACGUACUCUCUUCUUUAUCUCGCAACAACUGCACGAAUAGGAUGCAUGUUGCUGGCAGUCCGCAUUGCAUCCAUUUUCAUUCUCGACAUUUUUAAGCAUUAGCAUUGCUUCUUUGUCAUGUGAUGGAUGCAUAUAGUGUGACCUCAUCAACAUAACAUGUUUCAGUUCCUAUUAGCUUUGCUACAUGCAUUCGCAGUGUGGUUUUUGAUGAUUGUUUUGAUUCUGUAGGAGUUUGGUUUGCCAUUUAUUUAUCUUAUUACGGCGUUGACACAUCACUUUGUGGGAUUCAUUUUCAUCAUUCUGAUCGAUUCAUCCGAUGAAACUCCAA
Camelina sativa (false flax) is the source of this 1452-nucleotide messenger RNA. RefSeq lists its product as uncharacterized. The record is from RefSeq and is a predicted model, not a curated record. Lineage: Eukaryota; Viridiplantae; Streptophyta; Magnoliopsida; Brassicales; Brassicaceae. Gene Ontology annotation, molecular function: RNA binding.